ACUGCGGAGUUUAUAAAACACUUAUAUGGGCGGCCCCUGUUUCCUUGUUCGCGACAGAUGUGUUAACUACUCCGCGCGUCGUUUCGCUAUCUGGCCACAAUCGACUACAUGGACCACAAUAAGUACCACAUCGAAACCCUAGAGCAAUUGGUGGACGCGAAAAAGGAAGCUCAAGUCCUGCGCGAGAGACUCACAAGAUUAGAAGAUGCAGUAAAUGAACGCGAUAGGUUGAAUGUGUUGAUACAAGCAAAGAACGGACAGGCCGAAACGGAAACACGCCAACUUCAUGAGCGAAACUCAACGUUAGAGCAAGAUGUGAUGCGCUUGCAGGACGAGAAUGUAGCGCUGCAACAUGCAACGGAAGAGCAUGACGCACUGCGCAGAUCGCUUGAACUGUCAACGCAGGAUGCUUUGACGAAACAGCAGAAGGUUGAUACACUGGAAAAACGGCUUCGUGAGUUGACCGAAGAAAAGGAAGCCUUGACGCGUGAGCUUCAACUCGGCCAAGCUACCGCACGAGUUGUUCGCGUGGAGGUUGGCGUGAACACAAAUCCUCUCCCAUCUCCCAGUCACGGUAGCAAGCCUAAUGGUGCUAAUUUGUCAGUCAUACGGGGCGCCUCGACAGCUGGGCCACUGUUUCGCGCUCGCCACUUGAAGCAAGAAGCACCUGCCACUGCUGAUACUCCUGCAGCUUAUUCCCCCUCCAAUCCGAGUCAGAUACCCGCUACCCGAACGAGACUCAUCGCAAAUGUACCACAGGUCAUUCCUGACCUUCCCGACGAUGGAAGUACGUGUUUUUCGCGGCCAUUCCUAUCAAUCCAUCUCGGCGGAGGGUCACAAUCUCUCAUUGUGAAGAUAGGGUGCCAAAAAACACUAUCGAAAAAAUUCGGUAUAACAAGCUAUCUUUGUCCGAAUCUAUGGGAAAACCCUUGGUGUCCAACAAGACCUGGCAUGGCCGGGUACAUGUUUGUUGGCUUAGGGGAUGAAAUUCACAGAUUCGUUCGCCCAGAGGACCAGGUACACGAACUUUUCGUUGGAGUUGCGAAAACCAACUACAAACUUAUGGGCCGGUAUCAGGCCCAUCGUGUCGAACCGUUAACGGUUGCUGAAUGGCAGAGUCUGCCCGAUAAUGUUCGAUCCAAGUACUGCGAAACUACGCAACGCAAAUCGAAAGACUCACGUUCCGUCGAGGACAUCAACGCAGCUUAUGAGAGUGGCGAACUACGUGCGCCGUGUGUCAAGUUAACGUGUAUUGAUUUCAAGGAGAAUCUCUACAACAGCCUGAAGGCGCGAAAAACAGCACAGUACAGUACUAUCGAGAGCUCUGCGUCAUCUCAGUGUUCGGUUAAACGUCACCUUCCUGCCAGGCGCUCGUCAAACAAACGCCGCCGCAUUGAACAUGAACAUGACAGCGACGUUGACGAUGAUUCCAUUGACUGCGAUUCCGAAUAUGUCGAAACAUGACCUGCAUUACUUACAUAAUUCGUCUUGAGACGCUCGAGCUCAUAUUGAAGUGCUAGUGCUACAUACCUACCAGUCACAAAGGCCUAAUAUCUCAACCCUGUAUCAUAGGUUCGAUUUCAUUUUUUGGUAACCGUGCUUUUAUACGACGUUGAAGCGCGAGAGCCGACAGACAUCUCGAACAAUGCCAGGCUGUCAUCGCAAGUCUCCGCUCAAUAAUCC
This is a messenger RNA of Suillus paluster, 1683 nucleotides long. RefSeq lists its product as uncharacterized. NCBI's taxonomy places the organism in Eukaryota, Fungi, Basidiomycota, Agaricomycetes, Boletales, Suillaceae. The coding region runs from base 109 to 1464 and encodes 451 amino acids. The record is from RefSeq and is a predicted model, not a curated record. The transcript is spliced from 7 exons.